Salmo salar (Atlantic salmon) is the source of this 6303-nucleotide messenger RNA. Its product is annotated as zinc finger MIZ domain-containing protein 1. Gene Ontology annotation, cellular component: chromatin. Gene Ontology annotation, molecular function: SUMO ligase activity; zinc ion binding. The record is from RefSeq and is a predicted model, not a curated record. NCBI's taxonomy places the organism in Eukaryota, Metazoa, Chordata, Actinopteri, Salmoniformes, Salmonidae. Gene Ontology annotation, biological process: protein sumoylation; regulation of transcription by RNA polymerase II.
CAACUUACUGCGCUCUCUCUAUCUUAGUUGAUUCACCUACUGACGUUGAGCCCCAGUCAUUCUCAGUGGUAGUGUGACUAGAGGAAGAUCAUUUCCAAAAAAAAAAGAAGAAAAAAACAAGAUCCUGAAAUGUACUAAAGAGGACUUUCUCCGAGUCGUUUCGCAACUCGCUUUAAAUCUGGAGCAGCAGAAUCUGGGGUGGAGGACCCCUACCUGACAUGUGACUGGGUGGGGGGGGGUGGGGGGGUCUGAGGUGGCGGCAGACAGAGAGAGACGGAGGAAGAAGAAGAAUCCAGGAUUUACAGUCAACACAGAUAGUGGUAAACUAUCUGAAUUCCAGCAGAAAAGUUGUCUCAAGAGGUCACUAGUUUAAUGGCUGGAAGGUAGAGGUCAAAGAGGGACAAAAUGACCUCCAUUCCGUCGAUGGACAGGCACAUACAGCAGACCAAUGACCGUCUGUUAUGUAUCAAACAGCACUUACAGAACCCCGCCAAUUUCCAAACGGCAGCAACAGAGCUGCUGGACUGGUGCGGUGACCCCCGGGCCUUCCAACGACCCUUUGAGCAAAGCCUGAUGGGAUGUCUAACGGUGGUGAGCCGGGUGGCAGCUCAGCAAGGUUAUGACCUGGACCUGGGGUACAGGGUCCUAGCAGUGUGUGCUGCCAACAGAGACAAGUUCACUCCCAAAUCAGCAGCCUUGUUAUCGUCUUGGUGUGAGGAGCUGGGUCGUCUCCUCCUCCUCCGUCAUCAGAAGAACAGACAGAACGAACCACCCCAGGGGGGGGUUCCUAUGCAGCUCACCAUGCACUCCAUGAAGCCCACCCUGUCACACAGUGAUGGGUCUUUUCCCUACGACUCAGUACCAUGGCAACAGAACACCAACCAGCCGCCGGGUUCUCUCUCCGUGGUAACAACCGUCUGGGGUGUCGCCAACACCUCGCAGAGUCAGGUGUUGGCAAACCACAUGGCUAACAGCGGUAACCCCAUGAACCCUGGUGGUAACCCCAUGGGUCAGGGGGGUAUGUCUGGGAACAACCAGGGGAUGAACUCACCCCAGUACCCAGGCCAGCAGCAGCAGUUCCCCAACAAGGGCCAGCAGAACCAGGCUUACAUGCAGCAGGGCCUGUAUGGACGCCAGGGCUACCCCGGGGGAGGAGGAGGCUUCGGGGGGAAUUACCCUGGAGGUCCUAACUCUGGUCCUGGUGGCAUGGGCAUGCCCCCUCACUCUCGUCCCCCUGGUGACUUCACCCAACCUGCUGCUGCCGCUGCCGCCGCCGCCGUCGCCGCGGCUGCUGCCACGGCUACCGCCACUGCCACGGCAACUGUUGCCGCCAUGCAGCAGGACACUCAAAACAAGGACAUGAACCAAUAUGGACCGAUGACUUCGUCGUUCCAGAUGGGGCCCAGCCAGGCUUACCAAAACCAGUUCAUGAACCAGGGGCCAGGGGGGCCCAGGGGCCCUUCAUCCCUCCCAGGGAACAUGGGCCCCGGUCCGGGCAUGAACCCCUCCAACAUGGUCUCCUCCCACAUGGGAAUGAACCAGCCCCGGCCCCAGGGGAUGGUGCCCUUUGGAGGACACGGGGGCCAGAGAAUACCCCAGCAGGGAUACCCAGGAUCCAGGCCUCAGGGUAUGGGCAUGCAGGGUGUGAAGAGACCCUACCCUGGAGAGCCUAACUACGGAGGGCAGCAGUAUGGUCCAGGACCGAACAGUCAAGGGUUCCCUCAGCAGCAGAGCCAGUACCCCACCCACACCCCCAACCCCUCCAGGCCACUCCCGUCCCCCAACUACCCAGGCCAGAGAAUGCCUGGUGGGCAGCAGAUCCAGGGCCAGUACCCCCCUCCUGGAGGGGCCAUGGGACAGUACUACAAGCAGGAGCCUUUCAACGGCCAAAGUAACAACUUCUCUGGGAGUGGAUAUCAGUACAGCCAAGGCAAUAUGAAUGGGCCUCCUCGACCGGUGGGUAACUACCCCCACUCCCCUGUGCCUGGCAACCCGACUCCGCCCAUGACCCCAGGAAGUAGUAUCCCUCCCUACAUGUCUCCCAAUCACGACGUCAAGCCCCCCUUCCCUCCAGACAUCAAACCAAAUAUCACUGCUCUUCCUCCUCCUCCAGCCAACCCCAACGAGGAGCUGCGUCUGACCUUCCCGGUGAGGGACGGGGUGGUCCUAGAGCCCUUCAGACUGGAGCACAACCUGGCUGUCAGUAACCAUGUCUUCCACCUCCGCCCCUCCGUACACCAGACCCUCGUGUGGAGGUCAGAUCUGGAGCUGCAGUUUAAAUGUUACCACCACGAGGACCGACAAAUGAACACCAACUGGCCUGCCUCGGUCCAGGUCAGUGUUAAUGCCACGCCGCUCACCAUCGAGCGCGGCGACAACAAGACGUCCCACAAGCCCCUGCACCUGAAACAAGUCUGCCAACCAGGAAGGAACACCAUCCAGAUCACAGUUACCGCCUGCUGCUGUUCUCACCUGUUUGUACUGCAACUGGUCCACAGACCCUCUGUCCGCUCCGUCCUGCAAGGCUUACUGAAGAAGAGGCUACUGCCUGCAGAGCACUGCAUCACCAAAGUUAAGAGAAACUUCAGCAGCGUAGCGGCGUCCUCUGGGAACACCACUCUGAAUGGCGAGGAUGGUGUUGAACAGACGGCCAUCAAGGUCUCCCUCAAAUGUCCAAUCACCUUCCGGCGGAUCCAACUUCCAGCCAGAGGUCAUGACUGUAAACAUGUCCAGUGCUUUGAUUUGGAAUCCUACUUACAGUUGAACUGUGAGCGAGGAACGUGGCGAUGUCCAGUAUGCAAUAAAACAGCGUUAUUAGAGGGACUAGAAGUCGACCAGUACAUGUGGGGGAUCCUGAAUGCCAUCCAAAACUCGGAGUUUGAGGAGGUGACCAUAGACCCUUCGUGUAGUUGGAGACCUGUGGCCAUCAAGUCUGAUAUCCAUAUCAAGGAGGAUCCAGAUGGACCCAUGGCAAAGAGGUUCAAGACCAUGAGCCCCGCCCAGAUGACCCUGCCCAACGUGAUGGAGAUGAUUGCCCUGCUCGGCCCAGGGCCCUCGCCCUACCCGCCCCAACAGGGGGGCAACAACAGCGAAUACGGAAGCCAUGGUAACAGUUACCAGGGCCACAGCGGGGGCUUUGACUUCCCCCAUGGGAACCACGGUGGUACGACCAUGAACGACUUCAUGCACGGCCCCGCUCUGUCCCACCCGCCAGACAUGGCACAGGACAAACCCCUCACACACAGCAUGCCUGACUCUAUACCUCAUCCUGCCAACACUGACCAGUCCCACAACUUGUUACAGCAGAGCUUACACGCCCCAUCUCACCCCGGCAGCCAAUCGGGACAGCCAUUGCAUCACAGUGGGCCUCCUCAGCCGUCACGACAACAGGCUCCGAACCCACAGCAACAACAGCCCGGCCCUAACAAUCAUCCUCAGCAGCACGGCGACCCCUUAGAGGGACUGGGUGGAGGGCUCCCAGAUAUGCCCGAACCUUCCUUGGAUCUCCUUCCAGAGCUGGCUAACCCAGAUGACUUGUUGUCUUACCUGGAUCCUCCAGACCUCCCGAGCAGUAGCAAUGAUGACCUUCUCUCGCUCUUCGAAAACAACUGACUCUGAUUCUAGAUCAGUUCAUAAAAACAAACACGUAUAGGACUGCCUGGAGUUGGACCUAUAACCUCUGACCUGAGACCUGCUCCAGUACUUGACAAACACAAAGAUGCACUCCCUUUCUCCUCUUCCUCUUGUACAGUUUGCAUUGAUUCUCCAGCAGACUGAUUGACUGACAGACUGACUGACUGGCUGACAGACUGACUGAACAAUGUUUUAAAACUCAAAAAGACAUAGCAGGACAGGGUAGGGCAGUGAGUGAUGUCUGCCUCCCUGCUUGUCUGCCUCCCGCUGCAGCACCCCCCAUGUGACCAUCGAUGAUACCAGCUAUCUGAUUUUCAGUUCAUUUUGUAUGCCACCAGUGUCUGUGUGCACAUUUAGGAAAGUGUUGAUGCGUUUUUUUUAAUUCAUAUUUUGUUUCCUUUUAAAGAAAAAAAAGAAGGAAUUCAUUAAAUAUAUAAGGGAGAAAGAAAAACAUUGAAAAACAAAAUGUCCUGCACUAUCUGGCCAGUGUGUGUAAUAUCCACGUUAUUAUUUCACCUUAUAAGGUCGUCUCAGCUUCCUGUUGUCCCAAACGUUGUCACAGUUACUGUUCCCGGGACUGGUUACUACAGUAUCACUGUUUGUCUGUCUGUCUGUCUGCCACUGCACAUCAUGUGAAAGCACAAGAUAUAACAACACACACAUCUCAAAGGGAACAAAACACAUUUUAAAGUGAGAUAGCUUUUUCUAACACUAUUACCAAAACGUUUCUGAGAAAUUUGAGAUUUUUUGGAAUGUUCAACAGCUCCCACUUAGUUUCAACAACAACAAAACAAAAAAACAUUUUGUUAAAUGUUUUUUUAACAUUUAGGGGAAGAAAUCUUCAAUCCUUUUUUUGAAAAGAAAAGAGCGAUGGAGGAAACCAAGUGGAGGGAGAAGGCGGAGCCGCGGGGGGGUUGGAAACUGGCAAUCAUCCUCUUCUAAGAGAGAGAGUCUACCCUACAACAUAGACAUUUAGAAUCUCUGAUUGUUACUAUAUCUAGUUUCUAUAUUAUCCUGGACAGAGUAGAGUCACCAAUUGAUUGAUUAAUUGAUAGAGUCAUCAAUGGUAAAGGAAAGUAGACGUGGGAGAAUGAUGUGUGUUACCAGGGUUUGGUUCAGUUUGAAUUGAAGGCAGUCAAUUCAGGAAGUUAACUAAAAUUUGAAUUAAAUAAUUAAAACAGGGCAUCUAUUUUCAAUGACUUCUCAAUAAGCUGAAAAAGGAGAAGCUAUUUAACUAUGUGAACAUAUCACUUCCUGAAUUGAUUGACUUCAAUUUGAAUUGUCCCCAACCCUGUGGGUUACUAUUUGAGUAUCCUGUCAGGCCGAUAUCAAGCUAGUUAGAUCUCCUAUCUUAACUGUCUUUCUUCUCUGCGUGCACCGCCUGGUGUUGCUCCUCUUAUCAUUCUAUCUUCUCUGCGUGCACCGCCUGGUGUUGCUCCUCUUAUCGUUCUCUCUUCUCUUCUCUGCAUGCACCGCCUGGUGUUGCUCCUCUUAUCAUUCUCUCUUACCUUCAUGCAUCGCCUGGUGUUGCUCCUCUUAUCAUUCUCUCUUAUCUUCUCUGCAUGCACCACCUGGUGUUGCUCCUCUUAUCAUUCUCUCUUAUCUUCUCUGCAUGCACCACCUGGUAUUUCUCCUCUUCCCAUUUUACAGAGCUGCGUCUCUAGCUCUCCCUGUUGAAUUCUGUUAUUAGUAAACAAAGUGCUAGGUGCCAGGCCCUUGUCUGGGGGUGUUCUCCAAGUAGUAAAGAUAGUGUGUGACUGAAAUAGCACACUGUUCCCUGUAUAGUGCACUACUUUUGAGGGUACUAAGGUACCAUUGCUGACAAAUGUAUGGUGUGCUUUUUAAAGUUGCUGUUACCACCGCUUUCUGUCUUUCUGUGUGUCUUUUAUUUAACAGUACUAUUCGAAGGGAUAGUGCUGUUAUCCCAGUACACUGAUAUUAUGGGUUGAAAUUGGCUUUCGUUUUGUUUCUAGUAGCUUUUUUGUUGCUGGAAAUUGUGACUUCAUCAAACAUUGUGAAAAUGUUUAUCAUAACCAAAGAGGGAUUGGGAUGCAAGAGUGUGUGUGUGCGUGUGCGUGCGUGUGUGCGCGUGUGUGUGGGCGCGUGUGUGUGUGCGCGCGUGUGUGUGUGUGCGCGUGUGUGGGCGUGAGCGUGCGUGUGUGCGUGUGUGUGUGCUGGUAGUUAAUCUUCAUUUCAAAGAUAUGGAGGAAAACUAGCAGGGAUCAUCCGUCAGUCACCACUGUUGAAGUUGUCAGUCUGGGUUUUAACGAACGCAGUACUGGAGCUGAAAGUAUGCCACAUUUGUUUUCAAGUUCACUUUAUGACAAGAGUGCUGUUGAGUAUGCAAAUGUAUUAUUUUUGAAGAAAAUAUUGUAAAUAUAAUUUGUGAAUAUUUUUGUAUCAUCUUGAUAAUUCUUUGUCCUUUUACAUAAUUAGUCAAAGUCCAACUGAUCUCAUCCUCCCAAAACAAACCCAACACUGACUGUGGUUGAGUCUCAAAUUACACCCUGUUCCCUAUAGUGUUGCCAUGAUGCCAGUAUCGCGAUUCUACGAUACCAGAUUUUCCUUGGUAAAAAAAGUAAACACGAAGCAGACUCCACUGUGGUUCUUUAAAACCUACUUUUGUAAAAUAUUGUGUUACAGCUUGGAAAAUAAACACAUGUGACUGGG